AUGGACGUCCAGAGCGCCUCGGUGGCCAGCAUCGUCGGAAACAUCGACCACACCUUGAUGCAGUGAGUUAGGAGAUGAUCAAGCGGGAGUUGAGCGAAAAUUAAAGGAAAGAUGGUUCGAAUUGAGGUGGAAAUGAGUAGGAAAUGAAUAAAAACUAGGUAGGAUAUCAGUAGAAACCAGGUAGAAAAUGUGUAGUUAAAGAGUAGAAAAUAGGUAGAAAAUGGGUAGUAAAUGAGUGGAAAAUGAAUGGAAAACGGUCAGGAAGAAGUUUUCCGAAAUUAUUUUUAGAUUUGAUUUCUAUCCAUGUUUGAUGGGAAGCUAAGGAUGAGGAGUUUAUGAGGAGUUUGGAAAAUCUGUUUUUUGAAGCCAAUAAGUCCCUAAAAAUGGAAUUGAGCUCAAGGAAAUGAGUAAGAAUUGCUUCAAAAUCUGAAAAAAACAACAGUUUUUAAUAAACCAUUCAUGAAUAUAUUUUUUUUUGAAGUCACAAUACCUUUUUUUCACGGCUCAUACUGUGUAAGAGAGAAAAGAGAUUUAGUUAAAUUUUCAAGUUUGAUGCCUUUUACUCACAAUAAUCGUCUUUUAUCAUAAAGUUAUACGAAUUUGAGGCCGUUUUGCUCAAAAAACUCAAUUAUCCUGAUCUUUUCUCAGAUGGGACGUCAGUUAUCGCGUUCAGCCGAAAGGAAUCGAACGAAUCGUCCACAUGCGUGAUGAGAUCAUGGCUCGGAUUCGCAAAUUCAGAAUGGUUUUUCCAGGAAAUCAUGUUGAAUCUCUUUGAAAGAAUACUUUUUCAGGAAACUGGCAAGUUGCCCAAACACAUCAUCGUCUAUCGUGACGGCGUCAGUGAGAGCGAGUUCCAGAGAGCUCUCUACAAUGAGAAGGUGAGGAAAGAAAAUAAUCUUACACUUUGAAACUCCUGAGGAAAAUAGUCGACGAACUUUUAGAGAAAUGGAAACUAUACUUUCUUACGUGGAUACUUGGUUAUACGGAAUUUAGAAAGGUGAAAAAAUUAAUUGAGAAAGUUUUAAUAGGAACUCGGGAAAUUUUUUCGUUUUUUUUCCAGUUGAUCUUGAAGAUAUCGUUCGAAAUAAUCACCCAGGGAAAAUUUUUUCAACUGACCUUCUACCAAAAUCUUCAGCUUAUAAUAAUCAAAGUUGCAACAUGAAAAUUUCGAAUCUUUUUAGAAAUUCUUUAGAAUCCCAUCAGACUGUCACUGUUCUCUUACUUACAACUCGAUGUUUCACCUAAUUUUUUUUUUUCGAAUUCUUAAGAUUUUCUUCUUCAAUAAAAAGAAACGCUGCAUUUGAGAAUUUCUGUGAAUGGAACCUUCAGACGGACAUCAAUGUCGCCUGCAAGGACAUCUACGGAGACAAUCCCCAUCCGACUCUCACUUACAUCGUCGUGACGAAGCGACACCGAACGCGUUUCUUCCCGACCACCGUCGACGAAGAUGCUUCGGAGCUGGUCUCGAAGAGCGAUCGCGAGACCAGGAAACAGAGCUGCAUUUCCACCUCUUCCGACAAGUUCGUCUUUUGGGCUUUCUAGAAGCUAAAAAUAGGGAUUUCUUGCCUUUCAGCCAUCCGAGCUUCUAUGAGCUCGAAAAGUAGAACGUUUCGGAGUUUCUUGGCGGCUCUUAAGGUGUAGAAGCUAAUUAAAAGCUUGAUAGAGUGUUUCAAAGCUAGUUCAACCGUUAGAGCUUUUCUGAGUUUGAAUUUUUCUUAAUUAGGGAGUACGACGGUCCUUGAGGUGCUUCGAAGCUAACUAGAAGCUUGAAAGUAUAUUUCAAACGAAGUUCAAUCAUUAUAGCUUUUAAGAGCUUGAAAAUUAGAAUUUUGGAUAAUCUAGGCAGGUAGAGAAAAGGCUCUGAUGACAUUUUGAAAUAAGCCUAACAUUGGGAGAACUUCGAAAACUUUUUCUCUGAUAGUCUAGGUAGAAGAAUUAUGGCUCUUGAAACACAUUGAAAUGAACUGGAAGCCCCAAGGUGUAUUUCAAUCUCAAGUGAACUAGAAGGGCUUUCAUAAGCUUCGAACGGAGAAGAGCCUUCAGCUGGAAGCCUCGGCCUCAAUGAAUCCCUAGUGAAAAUCUCAAAACCGGUUCUUGAGUUGGUUAUUCCUAGUUUUACCUGAAAGCUUCUCAGAUUAGAAGUAGGGAAUUACGUGAAAAGAAUGGGUAUUUUUUUAGUGCCUGUCGCUAUAACGUCGCUCCUGGAACCCUCGUCGAGACAGAAAUCACCUCUCCGGAUUACUUCGACUUCUACCUCGUCAGCCAAGCCUCGCCCCUCGGCACCGCCCAUCCGACCCACUACUACGUUUUGCACGACGAUUGGAAUCCGUCGCCCUCGUUUUGGCAGGUAAUUUAGUGGAAAAUGGAGUGCAAGCAUGGUCUUAGUUCUACUCAGAAGAUUUUCAUUUUAAUAGUUCAAUCCGACUUGAAAGAAAAGUGGUUUUACUCAAAAAACUGCACUUUCCAUAGUUAUAUUCGACUUUCUCAGUCUUUGAAGUCAAGUUUGAGAGCUUUUCGAUACUAGUCACAAGAAUUUUUCGCAGACGGUCUCUUACGCGUUGUGCUGCAGCUACAUGAGAUGCCCGAAGACGAUCUCCGUCCCAACUCCGAUCAUGUUGGCUCAUUUGGCCGCCAAACGCGGCAAGGAGUACCUCGAGGCCAUCAACAAGUUCGUAUUUUCUUUCAAUUUUUCUCUAAAGGUUUAGAGAACUUCAUAGAUGAUUUUCAAUUGGCUUAAGACCAUCUGACUAGGCUUGAAUGUUCAACAUUUUGGAUUUGUUCUAGAUUUUUUUAAGGCUUCUGAUGGAGCUCAAGUACCCAAUACGGGCUCGUUUAGCCUUCGAAAAAAGAUUUAAAUAUUUCAACGCCUGAUUCAACUCAAUAUAUAGCCAAACAGAUCCUAGGAAACUUCGGAAUCUACUUAUUAACUACAUUAAGUAAACAUGUUCUCAUUGAAUUGUGAAUUUCGGAAUUUCCUAUAAAUUCGCUCAAAAAAUACGAGAAGGAAUGUCCUUUUUUCAGCCGCAAUCGAGAAUUGGUUCUGACCAGCAAAAAUCGUUGCGAAGGAUGGAACCACCUCCUGGAACACAUGACCCAUCCCGAGGACCACAUAGGAAUGCAUUUCGUUUAA
Messenger RNA from Caenorhabditis auriculariae, 3130 nucleotides. The record is from the annotation of a GenBank genome assembly. Lineage: Eukaryota; Metazoa; Nematoda; Chromadorea; Rhabditida; Rhabditidae.